AUGCCAACUGGUGAAAUAUAUUCGAGACCGCAUACAGGUCAUCAUUCAAGAUCAGGUUCAACUUCCAGCUCGAGAAGGUCUUCUCUAACGAGAAGCAGAUCUUCCCAGAGACUUAUUAGGACGAUUAGUAUCGAUAGGAAUGAAGAGGUUGCUAUUGAUUUUAGCGAUAGUGAAUUAGAUUUAAACAAAGUGAACGACUCUUUGCAAAAAUUGAAUAUAGAGGAAUUGAAUGAUAGUUCAAAACCAAAUGGAAACACAGAAUCAAAACUACCCAUUUUAAGUGGGUUAAAAGUGGCGGUUAGUUCCAUGAAUCCCAAAAACCCAUCAAAGAAUGAAUAUAUAGAGAUUCCCUACGUCAAGGCGACUUUGGAUAGUACUUUACCUAUUGAAUAUUUGAAGAAAGAUCUUCUAAAUGUUGCUCAUAUUUUAUGCAUUAGAAAAUGGCAUUCUAAAAAUUCUUUAGAAUCGAAAUUAAACCCUGAUUUGUUAACAUUAACCAAGAUAUCUGGUGCAAUGACAAAUUCUAUAUUUAAAGUAGAAUAUCCUAAAAUUCCAUCCCUUCUAUUGAGAGUCUACGGGAAAAAUAAUGAUGCUAUCAUUGAUAGAGAGUAUGAAUUACAGAUUUUAGCAAGGUUAUCUAUUAGAAGUAUCGGACCCUCUCUAUAUGGUUGUUUUGAAAACGGUAGAUUCGAACAAUAUCUGGAAAAUUCAAGUACUUUAGGACGUGAUAAUAUUAGAGAUUGGAAAACAUCGCAAAGAAUUGCAAGACGAAUGAAAGAGUUACAUUCAGGAGUUCCUUUGUUACGUUCAGAAAUAGAAAGUGGACCUGCAAGUUGGAAUAAAUUAUUGAAAUGGUUAACCAUUCUUGAAACGAGAGGUAAAGAGUGGGUAACCAACGAUGAAAACAUAAAAGAAGCAUUCAGAUGUGAUAAUUGGGAACAUUUUAAAAAAAUGAUUCACAAAUAUCACGAUUGGCUAUAUAAGCAGGAAAGAACAAAACCGCACUUGGUAUUUUGCCACAAUGAUGCACAAUAUGGUAAUCUACUUUUUACUGCACCAGUUGUAGAAAGUACAGAUAUGGUAAAUUCUAUAGAUAGUAGUGCUGCUUCGAUUAGUUCGGCCACUUCUAACUCCUCAUUGUUUCCAACUUCUUCUGGCGUCUCUGUUGAAAAGAUUAUUAACCCAACUAAAUUAGAGCAAAGCCAAGAUUCAAAACUUGUAGUCAUUGAUUUUGAAUAUGCCGGUCCCAACCCUGCAGCUUAUGAUCUUGCUAACCAUUUGAGUGAAUGGAUGCAUGAUUACAGCGGUGCUUAUCCUUACAGAUGUAAUUCAGAUGCUUUCCCAAAUAAAGAACAAAUAUUAAACUUUUUAUACUCGUAUGUGUCCCAUUUACAAGGUGGUGAUAAGGAAAAUAGGAAGACUAUCAUUGAUAAUGAAGUUAGGUACUUUUAUAACUCAAUAAUUAGAUGGAGAGCAACCGUACAGCUAUUUUGGUCAAUAUGGGGUAUUUUACAAAGUGGUACUUUUGAACCAGAGAAAGAGGAACCUCUUCAAGAAUCAGUCGGGCCAAAUGGUGAGAUAUAUAUAAUUAAGACAGAAGGAACAGAAGACGCCGUCCAACCAGUUGUUGUCGAUGGUGAAGAUGGUGAUAAUGAUGACGAUGAUGGUGUCAAUGUUGAUACUUUCGACUAUAUUAAAUAUUGUAGCGACAAAAUAGCUGUGUUCUGGUCUGAUCUGGUCGGUUUAGGGAUCAUCGAUGAGACCGAUUGUACUAUUACGCAUUUGAAUGCAUUGGAUAUCACAAUGAUCUAA
Messenger RNA from Maudiozyma barnettii, 1812 nucleotides. It is a transcript of the gene CKI1, whose product is annotated as bifunctional choline kinase/ethanolamine kinase CKI1. The coding region runs from base 1 to 1812 and encodes 603 amino acids. Lineage: Eukaryota; Fungi; Ascomycota; Saccharomycetes; Saccharomycetales; Saccharomycetaceae. The transcript has a single exon. Gene Ontology annotation, molecular function: choline kinase activity; ethanolamine kinase activity. Gene Ontology annotation, biological process: phosphatidylethanolamine biosynthetic process; phosphatidylcholine biosynthetic process. The record is from RefSeq and is a predicted model, not a curated record. Gene Ontology annotation, cellular component: cytoplasm.